Molecule: messenger RNA, 6116 nt
Organism: Entelurus aequoreus (snake pipefish)
Lineage: Eukaryota; Metazoa; Chordata; Actinopteri; Syngnathiformes; Syngnathidae
Product: proteinase-activated receptor 3
Exons: 2
Coding region: 404-1528 (374 amino acids)
Biological process (GO): thrombin-activated receptor signaling pathway; positive regulation of Rho protein signal transduction; blood coagulation
Cellular component (GO): membrane
Molecular function (GO): thrombin-activated receptor activity
Source: RefSeq, a predicted model, not a curated record
UGGACACAGAAAGGGGUCAGAACUACGGCAAAAAAAAGCUGACGAACCACAAUAACAAGACCGUGUGAAGUGUCUGGAAGGGAAGGGCGCUCGUGUCGAGACAGGCUUAUCGUCUCCAGGGCAGAUAUUUCCUCUCUACGUAUGACCUCACCCCACUUGUGGUCAUAUUUCUGGGAUAAAUAACCGACUACAAGACGUCUACCAAUGAAACCCUGAUCAAAAGCUGACUUGCCACCUUUGAAUAUCAUAAAUAAAGCCAUAAGGAAGAGGGCUCACUCGGGUCGUAAAAGCAGAGACCAACCCACACAGCAGCUUUGCACUGUUGACAUUUUCCUUUUUUUUGGUGUGUGCCCGGGACGCAGAGCUGAGCAGAGGACACGCCGAGUCCAAGACGGGGGAAACUAUGGGGAAAUAUUUAUUUUUCCUGGUUUUAGUCCUCUGUCUAAGUGCCACGGUCCAGAAAAAAGGCAAAAAGAAAUUCAGAGCGCCUAAGAACACCUCCGAGGUUGUGGGGCCCAGAACCUUCAAAGGCCACCCGGUGGCACAAAGCCGGGUCUCACUGAACCGGACCACAGCUCCCGGUUCGCCGCUCCCCCCUCCGAAGCUGCGGUUGCUAAGCAACAGCACAGCGGGGUACCUGGACGGGACCCUGAGCACCGAGGUCCUCCCCGUGGUCUACAUGCUGGUCAUCAUGGUGGGCGUGCCCGCCAACGUCGCCAUCCUGAGCACGCUGGCCGCCAAAGUCCGCAAGGUGUCCUCGGCCAUCCUCUACAGCAGCCUGGCCGUCUCCGACCUCCUCCUCCUCGUCUCGCUCUUCUUCAAGGCCCACUACCAUCUCCACGGCAACCACUGGGUGCUGGGGGAGGCGGCCUGCCGGGUGGUGACGGCCUGUUUCUACGGCAACCUCUACUGCUCGGCGCACACGCUGGCCUGCAUCAGCAUCCAGCGCUACCUGGCUGUGGCGCACCCCUUCGUGUACAAGCGUCUCCCCAAAAAGUGCUACGCCGCCUGGACCACCUUGACCGUGUGGGUGGUGUUCGGCGCCGCCGUCCUGCCGGAGCUGCUGGUGCAGCAGAGCUUCUGGAUCCCUGAGCUGGGCCGCACCACCUGCCACGACGUGCUGCCCCUGGACCUGGGCUCCCACGUCUUCCUGCUCUACUACAACCUCUUCCUCACCUUGGUGGGUCUCCUGGGACCGCUCGGGGUGACGGUUCUGUGCUACGGCCGCAUCAUGUGCGAGCUGCAGCGCUCGCACCUGGACUGGGCCACCUACAUGAAGACCAGCUCGCUGGUCUUCGCCAUCUUCCUGGCGUGCUUCACCCCCGCCGGGGUGGUGCAUUUCCUCCACUACGUGCAGCUCUUUGUGGACGGGACCGAGGGCUCGUACGCCGUCUUCAACGUGGCCGUGUGCCUGUGCUGCGUGCACGCCUGCCUGGACCCCUUCCUCUUCCUGCUCAUGUCCAGAUCCGCAGGAUCCAGUUUGUACUUCAACGCGUCCAAGCCCACAAGGUUGAGUGUGUCUUCUUGAAAAAACAUUGGACUCAACUGGAGGGCGAGUGGGUAUCUUGCCAACUUCCUGGGCUUGUUUUUUUGGGACCUGGCUCUGCCAUCCAGGGGUAUUUAGAAAGAUGUCCUGGGCAUGACAUUAAAGUGCAUCCGGCAGUGGAGGCUCCUCUAUGGGGUCUUGGGGCACUAGGAGGUUAACCCCUUUACUACUGUUACCCCAGGUGGCCCUUGGCAAAGGCCUAGUACCUGACUGCCCCCUAGCCAGGGAUACGGUGAAGACCUCAACGGCGGAGCAGGCGGAAGACGGUAGAUGUAAGAACUACCACAACGGCUGCGAUGGCGGAAGAAGGCACCCCCACAUCCAUGUGGGCCCAGUUAUGGGGAAAUAACAACUCAAGACCUCAACGGUGGAACAGGCGGAGGAUGAUUGCUAACCCUAUGGAGCGUCACAACGGCUGGGAUGGCGGUUGAAGGCUGCAGCAGAAAAGGGUCCCCAGUCGUCUUGGACUCCAUGCCACUGGACCCUGACCCGGAUUUGCCAAGGAUCGUGUGGUGACUGUCUGUGCACCAGUCUCCCCACGUUAAACUAAGUCACGCACAGGCAUCCUCCAUAAAGGGAUACCCCCCUACCAGGAGGACCGUCAUACUCGCUUCGAGUGACCGCCGAUACAUACAUGGGAAACUCUCAUGAAGGGCUUUUUUUCGAGGUAUGAGUCGAUAGGAUUUAUUGUAUUUUUUUUUUUUACAUUGUCACUUGCGGUCCUUAAUCUUUUCCACUGAAGGCCGGAUACUGAAAAACCAAAGGAUUUAGGGAUACAUUUUAAAUUCAAUUUCAUAUACGUAUUAUAUACCAGUGAGAGCUGAAGAUCAGGAUCUUCAGCUCUCACUGGAUCGGUUCGCAGCCGAGUGUGAAGCGACUGGGAUGGGAAUCAGCACCUCCAAGUUCAAGUCCAUGGUUCUCGCCCGGGAAAGGGUGGAGUGCCAUCUCCGGGUUGCGGAGGAGAUCUUGCCCCAAGUGGAGGAGUUCAAGUACCUCGGAGUCUUGUUCACGAGUGAGGGAAGAGUGGAUCGUGAGAUCGAAAGGCGGAUCGGUGCGGCGUCUUCAGUAAUGCGGACGCUGUAUCGAUCCGUUGUGGUGAAGAAGGAGCUGAGCCGGAAGGCAAAGCUCUCAAUUUACCGGCCGAUCUACGUUCCCAUCCUCACCUAUGGUCAUGAGCUUUGGGUUAUGACCGAAAGGACAAGAUCACGGGAAUGAGUUUCCCCCACCGGGGGGCGGGUCUCUCCCUUAGAGAUAGGGUGAGAAGUUCUGUCAUCCGGGAGGAGCUCAGAGUAAAGCUGCUACUCCUCCAAAUGGAGAGGAGACAGAUGAGGUGGUUCGGGCAUCUGCUCAGGGCCCGAACGCCUCCCUAGGGAGGUGUUUAGGGCACGUCCGACCGGCAGGAGACCACGGGGAAGACCCAGGACACGUUUGGAAGACUGUGUCUCCCGGCUGGCCUGGGAACGCCUCGGGAUCCCCCGGGAGGAGCUGGACGAAGUGGCUGGGGAGAGGGAAGUCUGGGCUUCUCUGCUUAGGCUGCUGCCCCCGCGACCCGGCCUCGGAUAAGCGGAAGAAAAUGGAUGGGUGGAUGGAUAUAAUAUACCGUAUUUUUCGGACUAUAAGGCGCAAUUAAAAUCCUUUAAUUUUCUCAAAAAUCGGCUAAUGUACGGAAUAAUUCUGGUUGUGCUUACCGACCUCGAAACUAUUUUAUUUGGUACAUGGUGUAAUGAUAAGUGUGACCAGUAGAUAGCAGUCACACAUAAGAGAUACAUGUAGACUGCAAUAUGACGCCAGUAAACAACGCCAAAACUUGAAAUGUUCCAUUGGGAACAUAGAACAUUACACACGGCGCUCAAACAUCUGUCAAAAUGUUUUAGUACGACUUUGAAGCUGCACCGCUUGAUGGAUUGUCGGCCCAUUACGGCUACCGUAGUCAGAAGUACGAGUAUUACUAUGCUGUGUGUAUAAGGACCGCAAAAUGGCACCCAUUAGCAGACAUAUUAUCUGGCAUUUUGUUUUGCAAUAUUAUGAAAAAGCAACUUUUCUUACCUUCUGGUAACUGCUGAUGUGUUUUUGUGAUCUGCAUAAGUCCUGAAAAUUUGUGCACGCCCGCUACUGUAGUCCGACAAGCUUCUUCUUUUUCACUAUCUUCUUGUUAUGGGACAUUUCUAAUAUAAAGUAGUGUAAAGUUCUUACUUAUAUCUGUCAGUAAACUCGCCAUGAAAGCGCUAAAACAUACCGGUGUAGUGAGUUUUACAUUAUUCACCCAAGGAACUUUAGUUUUUAGAGAGUUCCGGUCGGACGUUUUUUUCACGGGACACAUUUCCGGCGUUGUUGUUGCACUAGUGAGCCACGGAUGAGGAGAUGCUGCUCCGUUAUUGAUGGAAAUAAAGUCUGAAUGUCAUUAAAACAGUUAGCUCCAUCUUUUGACACUUCUUCCACUCCCGUCCUUGCACGCUACACCGCUACAACAAAGAUGACGGGGAGAAGACGCUGUCGAAGGUGAGCCACGUAAAUAAGACCGCCCACGAAACGGCGCGUCCUGAAGCGACUGUCAGAAAGUCAAUAAUAGAUUUUAAUAAUAGAUUUUAUUUGUAAAAACACUUUACAUUGAGCAAACAACCUCAAAGUGCUACAGUGCAUUAAAAAAAAUAAAAAUAAUAAUAACAAAUAAAUAAAAUAAAAUAAAAACUAGAACUAGCGCACAUAUAUCUAAAAAAGGCUUUUUAAAAAAAAAUGUUUUUAAAGAAGGGUUUUUAAGCCUUUUUUUUAAAGCAUCCACAGUCUGUGGUGCCCUCAGGUGGCCAGGGAGAGCGUUCCACAGUUCGGAGCUUUGAUCUGUGAAACAUCAUCUAUGCAACAUUUUGACCAAAGAACCGCCAUUACAUGUUAUGUAGACCACAAGGAAGUCUUUUACAUUUAGAAAAAAAUCAUAAUAAUAUGACCCCUUUGAUGCGCCUUAUGUAUGAAAAUAGACCUCAAUAGACCCACUUAUAAUCCGGUGUGCCCUAUAGUCCAGAAAAUACGGUAAUCCAGGGUUGUCCAGACUUUUACCACUGAGAAAUGUUUUGAUAUGUUUUAUUACAAAAUAAAUAAAAAUACAAUAUAUAUAGAUUUUUUUUGAACCCUUAGGGUUUUCCUCAAGUUUGGUCCUGGGGCGAUGGAAGGGUCUCGGUUAUAAAUUUUGUAUUUUUUUUUUCAACGCUUAAAUUCUAGAUGAACUUCAGAUUUAUCUGUUGAUAUAAAAUUCUCAGGGAUCCAAAAGGGCAGUCGUAAAAGUGUUAAAAAUAAGUCGUGCAUUUUUAUUUUCUCACUUUCAAUGCUUAAAUCUCUAAAUCAAGGUCAGAUCUACCCAUGGAUAAUAUGUUUUUAUUUGAUGUUACGGAAAACUUUGCUUUUUAUGGCAAACAUUUCCCCCCCCAAAAAAAUAUUUCAAAGUGGAAUAUUUUAUUGUGAAGUAACUGGAGCCUUGAACAAGUCAAUAAUUCAUAGCAGCAUUUUUGAUUCAUUAUUAUUUUUUAAAUAGCCUGCAUGGCAGCUUUGUGUUAUUAGAGUCAACAUUGCAACUUUUUCUCCUUACAUUUCACCUGUUGGUUCUUUUAGUCCACUUUUUUACGCUUAUGGACACCUGAUUAAAUGUAUCUGUAUUUUUUUUGGUACAAAAAGCGGCCUAUGUAGCAGGCUUUUAGUUGAUCUAACUUUCAGCACCAUGUUUGUACUCUAGCUGACUGACGGAAUGUUGGCAGGGGAACCGAGCUUUAUUUUAAACAUUGUAGCAAAGCCUACUUCUUUUGUCAUUUACAAAGCUAUGCUAAAAUGAAUAUGGUCAGUUUACAGUAUUACCUGCGAUGUUAGGCCAAACUAACACAAAAAGUUGCUUUAAAAGUGUGUUUACUUUUUGUUUUGUAUGCUGUGCACUGAUACAACUAAUAAAUGAAAGUUUUAACAUGUUAAUUAUUAGUGAUUUAUUUUGCUGCUUUAUGUUGUCAUUCAACGUUUAUUAUUUGAAUAAAGUCUUAAUAACUGUCUGUAAUCUUCUGGUCACAUUCUUCCUAAAUUACAUCUGGUUGGCACUGACGGAAUCUCGCCGGUCCUACCACGUAAAAGCCAAUGGUGCCAUGUGUAUGGUGCCUCACUGUUGGGGCGUGACGUCACUCAACAGGAGUUUACAAGCGAAUAUGUACGUAAUAAUUUGAUAGCGGUGUCUAUUGAAAAAUGCUACCUAAAGUUUUGAAACGCAGAUUUGGACCUCAAGUAACGCUCCCACUGUAGAAUGGCUAAUAUUUCCUCAUUUAAGUGAUAUAGAGGUAGCACAUUCUGACAUGUUUAGUCACGCUUUCACUACCGCUCGGUAGUCAGCCACGACUCUUAUUGCCGUAGUUCCUCGGUGCACAUGCAAGCUUUGUUUUCACAGAAAUUGCUAUUCUUAUUUAAAACGUGAUGAAAUCCAAAAUGUUAGGCUACCGAUAUUGGUGUCAAUGUGAACUACAUGCUUACUGUUCAUAAGAGACUAUGAAAUACAAAACCCAAAAGCAGUGAAGUUGGCACGUCCUGUAAAUGGUAAAUAAAAACA